This is a messenger RNA of Psilocybe cubensis, 2742 nucleotides long. RefSeq lists its product as uncharacterized. NCBI's taxonomy places the organism in Eukaryota, Fungi, Basidiomycota, Agaricomycetes, Agaricales, Agrocybaceae. The coding region runs from base 1 to 2742 and encodes 913 amino acids. The transcript is spliced from 4 exons. Gene Ontology annotation, molecular function: protein binding. The record is from RefSeq and is a predicted model, not a curated record.
AUGAGCACCAGCCAGCGGCCAGUCCUCGUCCUACAGCCGUCGGUCAAUACCACCACUGUGACCACAACGACGACAACCACAACCACCUACGCGCCAAUACAGCUUCCACAUUUACCUCCGCCCUCUUCACCCAAAGACCCAAAGAGCUAUCCACUUCUUCAUGCAAAUCUACCCCAGUCUCUGCGUCGCUUCCCUUUGGUCUUCCCUAAUGGUGCACGCGCCAUAUUUCGCGAUGGCGAUGGCGGGGACGAAGAUAUGCAGGAGGAUGAAGAAGUCGUGUCCGGAGUAGGAUGGCGCAUGUUGAAACGAGAUGAGGGAUUACAAGAUACCAAUGUCGUGGGUCUAGCAGAGGCCGUUGAACGCUAUGGGAAGAAGCGUUCUCACAACUCGGACGACAUGAUGGAAGGAAUUGAAGUGCCUUCAGGGUCUAACGCUACUGUGCCACCACCGCGAAAGAAAGCUCGGGCAGCUGCACUACCGCAAAUAUCAACAGUCAAUGCAGCUGCACCUCCCUCUCCUCUCCCCUCACCACAUGGAUCACCUUCCCCCGAGAAUAUAUGGCCGUCAGCGCCACCUAGUGGCACAUCGUCACCGUUACCCCAGGCACCACUACAACCCGACCUGGCUCUCACGACGCUUCUGACGUUGCCUUCCUUGCUGUCUCAUUUUACAGCACUUCCCGCUCCUUUACAAAGUCAUUUCCUUUUGACUCUGUUGCGCCAUUCGCCUCUUCCUGUGUUGCGCACACUGCACUCCGUGUUAUCCCCGACCCUCGCGCGCGAUUUUCUCACCCUCCUUCCUCCAGAGCUCGUCUCACAUAUCUUGAGUUUUUUGCCUUUCUCAACACUUGCUCGUGCCUCAAGAGUAUCCCGGUCGUGGCGGGCAAUCAUCGAUUCAGAUCCUGUGCUGUGGCGAGAUCUUUUGAAAAGCACCAAGAUAUGGUUUGGUGGCGACUCCGAAAAUUCGUUCGCCAACUCCAUCUAUGCCAGUCGACGUCAUGCCAUGCGUAAUCAGCCUCCAGUUCCGAAUCCUCUUCCCCUUCCACAUCCCUACAAAAUGCUUUUCAAGUCCAGGCAUUUAACCCGUACAAGAUGGGUAAACAACCCGGAGCCCAAGCAUGUAUCUUUCCCGGCGCACGGCUCAUCCGUCGUCACAUGUCUAAUCUUCUCACAUGGACGCAUCAUUUCGGCUUCAGACGAUCAUUCAAUCCAUGUUUACUCACCAGAUACUGGUGAACGACUGCGUGCCCUUACUGGCCACGACGGUGGUGUAUGGGCGUUGGCCGCCUGCAAGGACACCCUUGUUAGUGGCUCUACAGACCGUACAGUCCGUAUUUGGGAUCUAGCGACAGGUAGAUGUACCCAUGUCUUUGGAGGACAUACUAGUACUGUUCGAUGUCUCGCAAUCGUCAAACCUGAAAUGAUUGACGUUGAACGCGAUGGAGUUAUCACCAAAGAAAAGUGGCCGAAACGACCACUAAUCGUAACAGGGAGUAGAGAUCACUCUCUGCGAGUUUGGACUUUACCUCGUCCUGGAGAUGCUGAAUUCAGAUGUUUUGGAGACGAGGAUCAAGUUGACCUUGCUGAAGUUUGUGACGCCGACGAGAAUCCGUAUCACAGACUACAUCUGGAAGGUCAUGACCAUGCCGUUCGUGCUCUGGCUGCCAGAGGUCGGACGUUGGUAUCGGGGAGUUAUGAUUGUACAGUUCGUGUUUGGGACAUAAUUACUGGUACUUGCAAAUGGGUUUUAGUUGGACACACCCAGAAAGUCUACAGUGUUGUGCUUGAUCUAGGUCGUAAUCAAGCCUGUUCAGGCUCCAUGGAUGGAACGGUCCGCGUUUGGAAUCUUCAAUCGGGACAAUGUCAACAUACCCUGACAGGUCAUACAUCGCUUGUCGGCUUGCUAGGCCUUUCCCCGUCGUAUCUUGUUUCUGCAGCUGCCGAUUCCACCCUUCGGAUAUGGGAUCCAGACACCGGAGAACUUCGCCACACUCUUGCGUCGCAUACGGGUGCGAUUACAUGCUUCCAACAUGACGAAUUCAAAGUUCUCAGUGGAUCAGACGGCAAUUUGAAAAUGUGGAAUGUUAGAGACGGAAGCAUCGUUCGAGAUCUCUUGACAGGCAUCACUGGUGUUUGGCAGGUGGUAUUUGAAGGAAGGUGGUGUGUCGCUGCAAGUAAUCGGAACGACGCGACCGUACUCGAUGUUUGGGACUUCGGUAAUGAGAAUGAUGAUGACUGGUUGGGUGAACCUCCAGGUGGCCUAUAUGACGAGGACAUUUUCAGCGAUGAUGGUGACGACGACGACAAAAUCAAAUUUUACAAAAACAAACGUUUUGAUGAUGAAGAUGAGGAGGAUGAGGACGACGAUGACGAACAGGCUGAUGUUGAUGCUAUGGACCAGGACCUUGUCCCAUCCGAGAGCGAAUCGUUUGUUGAAGUUGAUGCUCCACAAUCACGACAAACCAAUUCACAACGUCUUCAAACUGAAUCAAGGUCUUCUGCCGACAUUGAGAUUGAUGCAGACACCUCGGAAGGCGUCGAGGCCUCUCGCUGGGCACCAGGUGCCGCCGCCAGACAAAACUCGCGGCUGAAGGUAUCGGCUGUUUCCAGUUCAUCUCGUCGGCCUCUCAACCUUGCAGAGCCCUCAUCAUCGUCAGGACCUGCGAGGACGCUACCUAAUAACGAUGAAACGCCAACACGGCCGCGCAUACGAACCCACCAUACUAAUCGGCGGCGCGCAUAG